Aspergillus uvarum CBS 121591 is the source of this 1614-nucleotide messenger RNA. Its product is annotated as flavin-containing monooxygenase. Gene Ontology annotation, molecular function: NADP binding; N,N-dimethylaniline monooxygenase activity; flavin adenine dinucleotide binding. The record is from RefSeq and is a predicted model, not a curated record. Lineage: Eukaryota; Fungi; Ascomycota; Eurotiomycetes; Eurotiales; Aspergillaceae. The coding region runs from base 1 to 1614 and encodes 537 amino acids. The transcript is spliced from 10 exons.
AUGCCAGAAACCAAUCCCCGGGACAUCCUCCCGAAUCUCCCCUGUGCCCUCCCAAAAACAGGCAUCCCAGAAGAUACAGACAUCCGCAAGGUCGCGGGCUUCUUCUCCGACCUCUUGCGCACCGACCUCACGCCCGCUUCCUUCACCCAAGACGCAGUAUGGCGGGACACUUUCGCGCUGACCGGCACCUUACGAACCAUCUACUCCGCCCCCACCAUCAGCGAUGUCUUCAACCGCCUACGCACCAGCCGGGAAGCCCAUGCCUUUUGUGUCCACAUCGACACCGCAAAGCCCAUCCGCCUGAGCGCCGAAUGCGGCCGGAUCGACGUGCCCUUCGUCUUUCAGACCCGAUCACGCCCGGGGACCUAUUGCUCCGGGGUGGUGUCGGUGGUCCGGGCCGCGGACGAGGAGUAUCGUGUGUGGAUGCUGUGUACGAUGCUUGAGGGACUGCACGGGCGCGCGGAUGUUGAUUCCCUGUGUCCCGGGGUGCAGAACAUCCAUGAGAUUCGCUGCACCGAGAAUAUGGACUUUGAAUGUGUGGUCGUCGGGGCGGAACACUCGGGGUUGGGAACGGCGGGCCGGUUGAAGGCCCUGGGGGUUUCGUGUGUUGUGAUUGAGAGGAAUGCGCGGGUUGGGGAUAGUUGGCGGAGGAGGUAUAAUUCGCUGAGGUUACACACCAUUCGCAAUUGGUCUCAUCUCCCCUUUGAGCGUAACUUUUCCCCCUUCAAUGUCUGGACGGUGACCGAACUGGAAUCCGAAAUCUGGGAUGAGAACAAGAGGAAGUGGACGCUGAGACUUCAACGGUAUGGAGAUGAUCAGCGGCCGAGUCGUCGUCUGUCAGUCACUUGCUCUCGUGUCGUGCUGGCCACAGGCGGACCGGCGUUGACACCUCGCAAGCCUCGAUUUCCGGGCGAGGAGACGUUCAAAGGUGAGAUCCUGCACUCGGCGAAGUACAAGAAUGGGAAGACAUGGAAAGGUAAAAGGAGCAUGGUGAUUGGCUCGGCCAAUACAGACCUGGUCGCAUAUGGAGCUUCAAGUGUCAUCAUGGUGCAGCGCAGUACGACUUAUGUUCUGCCCCGGGAAUACUUGCAGCGAGCAUGGGAAGGCAUGUUCAGCGAGGUGACUCCUACUAAAGUCUCCGAUCGCGAGAUGAACCUCGUCCCGACGGCUGUGGCGCGUUUGAUGACCAUGGCAGCCUUGAAUCAGCGUCUUGGUGGGCAUUCUAUGGAUACAGGGCCAUCGGCAAUGAUCGCCAGGGGCGAGAUCAAGGUCAAGUCCGACAGCGCGGUAGUCUCGUACACAGAAGAGGACCUUCUUCUCGAUGACGGGAGUGUUCUUCCGGCGGAUGUUGUGAUCUUCGCGACGGGGUUCACAGGGAUUCUCCGUGACUCGGUCCGCACCUUCUUCGGCGAAGACGUCUACGAUCGCGUGGAGGACUAUUGGAGGGUAAGUCCUGGUCUAUGGUAUAUUGGAGGGAGGGGCCAAGCUAGAUUCUAUUCGAGAUUUGUGGCUUUGCAGAUCCGUGCCAGCAUCGAUGGAACUCCAUUGCCUGCGUACCAAAGAAUACACGUAAAAGAGAACUCGGCAUCGUCGGUGAUAUUCUAUCUCUCAUGA